UACCACACAAUCCUGCAGCUUGUUAAACGGAACGGAACUCUUAACACAGAAGAUUUCUAAAAUAUGUUGUUUCGACUUUGAUAGUACAUUAGUGUAGCAAAAUGAGUAAGAGUGAAUCGAAAUAUUUGCCAUUUUUGCGGCAGUGCUUUGUAACUGCUAGCGUAGCGCUGAACAUCGUGGGACAUGGUGCGGUAAUAGGAUAUGCGGCUGUGCUUAUCCCUGCACUGCGCAGUCCCGACUCGCAUAUAAUCGCUACUCCGAGCGAGGAGUCAUGGAUAGCAUCUAUCGUGGGUUUCGCGCUCAUAGUUGGGAACUUCAUCAUCACUCCAUUGAUGGACACAUUGGGGAGGAAGAAGUCGCAUUUGCUGACCAUCCUGCCAAACAUGACUGGUUGGUUUAUGCUGCUGAUGGUAAACAACGUAGCUGGUCUCAUCAUUGCCAGGUUCCUACAAGGCAUCGCUAUGGGAAUGUUAGGACCUCUAGGUUCGAUUAUCAUCGGAGAAAUGACGGACCCGAAGAACAGAGGCGCGUUUCUGACUAGCGUCUCUCUCGCUCUCACUAUCGGCGUCCUUUUCUCACACGCGUUAGGCACAUGCUUCAGCUGGCAACAGAACGCACUUAUCUGCUCGUUUAUUACAUUUAUAAGUUUGCUUUUAAUUAUUUAUGCUCCCGAAUCUCCUUCGUGGUUGAUAUCAAAAGGAAGAGACGAGAAAGCGACUGAAAUAUUCUUCUGGUUAAGAGGAAAAGACGAAAGACAACGGAUGGAAUUAGAUGAUUUAAUCGCUGCUCAAAAAACCGCGCGAAAAUCCAGUAUAGGUGUUGAAAAACAACCUAUCGGUGUACGAAUUAAACUAUUAUUUAGUUAUUUAGGUAAAACAUCGACAAAACCGGAGUUUUACAAGCCUAUUUUAAUAAUGUUUUUAUUAUAUACGAUGUUUCAAUUUGCUGGUAUAAACGUUUUGAGUUCUUAUGUCAUGGAUAUAGUUCAUCAAUUGAUUGGACCUGACGCGAACGCUAAAGUAAUAAUGGUGGCGUUGGAUAUUGAGAGACUAAUUUGCAAUCUUUUAGCCGUAUUUUUAAUGAAAACAAUGAAACGAAGGACAUUGUUAUUUAGUACAGCUACGAUUUGUGUAUUAUCUUAUUUGGGUAAAGCUGGAUAUUUAUAUAGUAAACAAAAUGGUUUAUUACCUUACGAUAACCAAUGGAUACCAUUGUUUUUGAUUGGAACUUAUAUGUUUUCUCUAACGAUAGGAAUAUCUUCAAUACCUUUUGCUAUAUCUGGGGAAAUAUUCCCAUUGGAAUAUCGAGGUUUAGGCGGCGGUAUAAGUGUUUGGGCUUUGUCUUUAAAUUUCUUUGUUGCUGUAAAAUCUUUCCCUGUAUUAAUUGGUGCUAUUGGGUUGCCAUUUACUUAUUGUCUUUACGCCGGUAUUGUGGUGAUUUGUUUGAUAGUUAUUUACUUUUUAAUGCCGGAAACAAAGGAUAGGACCCUUCAGGAUAUUGAGAACAGUUUCCGUGGCUGGACGGCGGAGGACUACAAGAGUGCGGAACCUUUGAACGGCAAAGCGAUUAUUGAAAUGCGAAGAUGUAGUUCACAUAUACUUUACUGAGGUAUAGAUGAUUUAAGGGUUCCCAACCGUCACACCGCUCUGUCCCGACGUGAGAAAAAGUUUCAUCCGUCUCACCUUUUAGUCCCACUAUCACCAAUAAGGUGACAGAUGGAACCGUUAAGUUAGUUCCAACCGUCCACUAGUCGCAAAAGGCUUGACGGAUAAAAUUUUUAUUUUCAUCUGUGUCCACGUAGGUACAGAGCAGGGUGACGGUUGGGAAUUAUCCGAAAUAUGUUGGCGGCACUUUUUACGUACGUAAAAUAUAAUUUUAGGUGUAGGAUGUUCGCGUCGCCAUAUUUGAAAUGAACAACAACAUAGUUUACGAGUCUAUUUAUUUUUGCUUGUUUUGUAAGGUAAAGAAUGUUAUCGAAUGAAAUGUUGUUUUUAUAUUGAAGUAAGCAAUAUUAAUAUUGUAAGUUAAGGCUGUGAGUAUA
Molecule: messenger RNA, 2041 nt
Organism: Papilio polytes (common Mormon)
Lineage: Eukaryota; Metazoa; Arthropoda; Insecta; Lepidoptera; Papilionidae
Product: facilitated trehalose transporter Tret1-like
Exons: 3
Coding region: 102-1607 (501 amino acids)
Biological process (GO): transmembrane transport
Cellular component (GO): membrane
Molecular function (GO): transmembrane transporter activity
Source: RefSeq, a predicted model, not a curated record